This is a messenger RNA of Dendrobium catenatum, 972 nucleotides long. RefSeq lists its product as uncharacterized. The coding region runs from base 1 to 972 and encodes 323 amino acids. The transcript has 8 exons. The record is from RefSeq and is a predicted model, not a curated record. Lineage: Eukaryota; Viridiplantae; Streptophyta; Magnoliopsida; Asparagales; Orchidaceae.
AUGGAUAAUUUAGCUACCCCUAAUGUGAUUUGUGCUACUUUGUUAGAUAAUGGUCAUGGUAUUGUUGAAAAUGCCGAUGUUGUUGAUCACAAUGAGAAGGAAGUUGAUCAAUCGAAUAGUGCUUUUCCUGAUAUUAUUUUGCCUCUGCUUGAGUCGAUUGCUCCAUUGGGGAGGGCGAUUGAGAAUGAUUCGAUGAUCUCUAUUACUUAUGCCUCCUUCAAAAAAUUGUGGAGUAUUGUGAUGAUACCGGAGCAGCUUGGAUGGCCCGCUCAUCACGGUAAACAAUUAGCUGAAGUUACUGUAUAUUUCAUAAGUAAUAUUGGAAAGCAGCAAUCAUGCAACGUUGCAGCAUUUGUACCACUAGAAGAAAAAAACUCCUUACAGAAUGCGAAAUGGAUAAAGUACUUGGCUACUUUCUCAAAUUCAGAGGCUCGAGCUAACUUAGUGUAUGAUGCAAUUAAAGGGAACUACAAUUGCUUAAGCAAAGCAGCAGCAAAUCUCACAACUCUUUUCAAACCUGUUGUUGCUUUGGUGGAUUUUUGGCAGGGCAUGUGGACCUUUUCUAGAGAAAAUUACAAAUUGAAGUAUGUCUCUGAUGCAGGAGGUAAAACUGUGGAUGAAACAAUCAGUAACCAUAGCUACAAUGUUUCAAAUUCUGAUGACAUGGAUGACCUUUAUGCUCUCCUAUGUUUGAUUGAUGAGGUGAUUGAUCAAACUUUUGCACCAGAGCCUGCGGAGUACACUCUUUUGACAUUGCUAGAUAAUUUCAAUGUGAGCGAUGAUGCAAACUUUGACUUCUUGAUAAAUCAUAGUCUGUGGAGAUAUGACAAAAGAGUUCAAAACUCUUCUGUCCUAGGCCCAGUUGGUAUUUUAGUAGAUCUUAUUGAAAUGUUCUUUCCCACCGAAAAUUACCCUCUGACUUACUUCAGAAACAUUGCUAAGGUUUGUUUCCUCCCCCAUUCCUUCCUCUGA